Colossoma macropomum (tambaqui) is the source of this 3023-nucleotide messenger RNA. RefSeq names its product hedgehog acyltransferase (gene hhat). The coding region runs from base 477 to 2042 and encodes 521 amino acids. Gene Ontology annotation, molecular function: palmitoyltransferase activity. Gene Ontology annotation, biological process: protein palmitoylation. NCBI's taxonomy places the organism in Eukaryota, Metazoa, Chordata, Actinopteri, Characiformes, Serrasalmidae. The transcript has 12 exons. The record is from RefSeq and is a predicted model, not a curated record. Gene Ontology annotation, cellular component: endoplasmic reticulum.
CACCGAACCAUUCACAGUGCAGACAUGGCAGAGAAGCUGAGGCGGAGUGUUGUUGUUUGUGCUGAAACGUGACUAAAUGGACAUUAAACUUAAGUAUUUUCAUGUCGUAGUAGUCUAUUUGGCGAUGUUACGAGUCUGAAAACCGCAGUUUGCGCGAAUUAGUCCUUCAUUUUUCUCAGGAAUUCAGUGAACUCGCCGACUCAGCUAAGCUAUGCAGCUCAUAAACGGUGAACGGUGCGGUCGGUCUUCACCAACACCGCCGUUACGUUCAGCGUUCACUGAAAGAGCCUUACGGUCAGAAACAGAUUCCCUUCAAAACUGACCUUUUCUGCUGUGAAAACGUUAAAAUGGGAGGUUAAUAAAGUUGGUCACGGUUCGUCGUGAAGCCAAAUUCCUCUACUGCUCCGGUCACAGCUCGUAUUUAACUGAAACAGCUCAUCUGAGCACCUCGGUUGCCCUCUGAGGAAGGUGGAGCCAUGUCUGCAAAAAUGGAACUGGCGGAGUUGCCACGCUGGGAGAUGGCCGUCUACUGGUUUUUGUCCUUCGCCUCUCACAUCUACUCCUUCUAUCAGGUUCACAGAUUCUCUAAAGAGCACGAGGAGAGUCUGGACAGGGAGGUGCAGCUGGAGAAGGGCUUCCUCAUCUGGGGCUUCAGAAAGGACCCAACAGAUUUUGAGUGGAGCUUCUGGAGCGAGUGGGCGUGGCAGUCUCUUCUCUGGACACUGAUUGGUCACGCAGUGGUAUCCCGACUGUUUGGUGUGUACCUGCCUCAGAGCAGAAAGGCCGUCCUCACGCUCUACGGCAUGUUGGCAGCGUGGUGGCUUCUGGGUUCCAGGGGCAUAGCUGUUCUGAUGCUCCACCUCAGUGUUUCAUUGGCUGUUGCCCAACUACACAGUCCCAUCCUCUGCUGGGGUUGUGCCCUCCUCCUGCUCUCUACUCUACAUAUCAGCAGUUUACAAGACGUGCAGCGAGGCUGGUACGACUCAGAUGAGCGCUACUACCUCUUGCUGUUCGGUACUGCAGUCUGUGCCCUUCGAUGUAUUAGCUUCAGUCUGGAGCUGUGUUGGAACCCCUUGCUGGUCAGAGCUCCAGGCCAGCAAUGUUCCUCUCUACAGUUCAGAAAAAUGAGGAUGUUCAUAAUGCAGCUGUACAAUCUCACUGCCUACUGCUUCUACCAUCCACUCUUCUACAACGGACCCAUCAUUACCUACAGAGACUUCAGCCAACAGAUGGAGAAGCCAGUGUGUAAGGUGUCAGCAGUGUGGGCAUUGGGCAGAAUCAUGCGUGUGUGUGUCUGGUGGUGUUUGGCAGAGCUCAUGAUCCACCUCAUGUACAUGCACGCCAUCCAGAACAAUGAGACCUACCUCAACAUACUCCCACCUUGGGCACUGGGUGGUUUGGCUCUGGCUGUGGUUCAGUUUUUCUAUGUGAAGUAUCUGGUGCUGUUCGGCGUGGGGUCUCUGCUGGUCACUCUGGACGGACUGGACCCUCCCCCACUGCCCCGCUGCGUAAGCAUCAUGUACAGCUUCCAAGGGAUGUGGAGACACUUUGACGUGGGACUCUACAAAUGGCUCAUCAGGUACCUGUACGUGCCGCUGGGUGGUUCUCGUCGCGGAUUCUUCCAGAAGCUCGUCUCCACGGCGCUGGCAUUCAGCUUUGUGUGUUUCUGGCAUGGUUGCCAUGACUACCUGCAGUGGUGGGCCCUGCUGAACUGGGUUGGGGUUUUAGUGGAAAACGCUGUCGCACUCUUACUGUCCUCUGCUCCUCUUCAUCACAUCAUUGUGCGAUUCCUGUCUCCGCGGAUGCAGAGGCGUGGCCUGGCGUUCAUCUCCGCCUUCUCCACCGCAAUGCUCAUCCUAUCCAAUCUGAUGUUUCUGGGUGGGAUCCACGUCAGCCGGGUCUAUUGGAAGAGAGUGUUUGUUCAAGGCUGGUCCAACAUAGCUCUUCCCAUGGUGGGCUUUCUGUACUGCUUUGCUCAGGUGGGGCUGGAUUUCGACCAAAAACAGUCACGAAGACAAAGUUCAACCACAUCAUCAUCCUAGAGGUUUCACAACUACAGACUCUACACAUUUGGCUAAAAGUGCUGCGCAUAAAACAGAAUACGAGCCAUUCCAGAGUCGUCACCAUCGCGGAAGCUUCAUGGAGGUUUAAUUUGAUUAGCUGGGUUCCAGCCUGGCAGUUCAUUGUGCCAAAACAUUUGGCUGUGGCAUCUCCUCUGGACACAGCAGACUCUUUUUGGCUCAGCUGCUGUGGUUUUCUAGAUCAAGAUAUUACUGCUUUUUUCUCUGUAGGUGCGUUGGAGUUCUGUUAUGUUUUUUAGUGGAGGUGUUGAGCGCACAAUGCAAAAUAGGGGCAUAAAAUAAGAAAUAAAUAUGCAUACGAUAAGACACUGUGGUUUAGGCCCAGUCCCAUUUCUUAUUUUCACCCCUACCCCUUGUUUUGAGUGUCACCUUGACCAUUGGAACUGAGCUACAACAGGUUGCGGUUGAAAUCUUCCCUAUGAAAUGGGACCCUCAAAUAAAAAGAGCAUCACUUCAUUAACAGCUACCAGCGCUGCUCUGUAGGCGACCCUGCCAGUCUGCAGUGACAGCAGAGGAGGGUAAAGUUCAGCUCCUCACUGCUGGGCUUUAGUUACAUUUAGGGCAUCAUACGCCUUCAAAGAGGGGGCAAUAAUUUAUUAUCACCCAACUCUAAUUCUUCAGUUAUACAAAGCUGGAGUUAGAUAUUUACCAGCUUCUUGUUCAAAUUUUCCUGUUCCACCUUAAAUGGAGCGGAAGUUACAUUCUGGUGCUUCAGGCGUCAGAACUGCUGGACUAUUUAAGGUGGAACGGGAAAGUUAGCUAGCUACCGAGACAUUAGCAUAGUACUAGGAAUUUUUUUUAUGCUUGUUAUAAAGAAAAGGAUCAUAAUACACUGAGACGAUAUUAAACUAAGAUAAAACAGUGAUUAUUUUUUAACAGAGAAAAUUCUCACAUUUGUGGGUUUCUUUGGUCUCUUGUUCAGCCAACUUGCCGCUUUUUCUU